AUGAUCUACCACACAAAUAACGCAGCGCCGGCCCUGUCUCCGGAGCCGCAAAUACCAAUACCUGCCAAGUCGGCCGGCCGCCGACUGGUGAAGCGAAUCGCUUCAAGGCCCACGUCGCCCCUGGUUUCGCCUCCGCCAUCGGUCGACUCCUUGCCUCUGCCAAUCCCAACGGCCAAUGCGAACAACGUACUUUUGCUGAUGAGGAAUUUGUGCGGUCGGAUGAGGGGUGAGAUUGAGUACAGAGGGGGCGACAUGGAGGGUCCAUGGUACAGUGGAAUAGGGUACAUUGAAGAGGAAAAGGGUAGCCUGAUGUUCGACUCGGGUGAUAAUGGCCCGUUCCACAUCGCCAUCGUACCAGACCUGCGCGGCUGUCGAAUCUUGCCGGUUGACCGGCCAGACAGAGAUGGCCCCUGCCUUGAAGUCACGAAUAUUCUUGAAGGUUCCGACAUUACAAUACGGCCUUUUGCCGCGGAGGAGUUCGACCUGUGGCUGGCUGCGUUGCUAUCGUGGCAGCAGCUUAGACCGGGCAGUGUGAAGCCUCCAAGUAUAAGAAACAGCACAACGCCUACUCAAGAACGCCCAGAGUAUAAGAGGAGGACGUCGUCGCAUAAAUCUAAAGAUGGCGCCAUCAUCAAGGUUGGCAAGGUAAACCUAUGGGACAAGGGCACGGCCAAUACUCCCAGGGGAAUAGUGAAACGCCCCUCGACACGAGAUUUGCAGUCCAGUCAGACCAUGUGGAGGAGGGUGUCCUGCAUCCUGCAAGACAAUGGCGAGUUCAAGCUGAUGACUGAGAACGACGUCACCAUCUUGUCUGUGAUUGAGCUCCCCCAGCUGUCGCGUUGUGCCGUACAGCAGCUCGACAGAUCGGUUCUCGACGAAGAUUUUUGCUUGGCCAUAUUCCCAAUUUACUCGUCCACCUCAACGCAGCUUUCCAUCUUCAGGCCCGUGUACCUGGCGCUCGAUUCCAGGGUUUUGUUCGAGGUUUGGUACGUGCUUCUAAGAACGUUCAUGGUGCCGGACAUAUAUGCACUGGACCCCAUAGAUCCAAGGCAGGUUUUGGAGAUCACCGAUCUCGAGACCGAGUAUGAGGGAACCGAGGUGUUUAGAAUAGAGAAGACAAUCUCACUCAAGGUUACAGAGGCCAAGCUGAAACCAAAGAUUGUCGAGGCGCCGCCACCCCAAGAGAGGUACGAAAGGCACGAAAAGCAUGAAAGGCAUGAAAAGCACGAUAAACAUGAUAGAAAUGACAAGUACACCAAAAGCGAGCCGACGGAUUUGAUGAUUGGGAACUACCUGGCCGAGGUGAUCCUGGAUGGGGAAGUCCGGGCGCGAACGACGACAAAGACGGACACCAACAAUCCAUUUUGGCGAGACGAUUGCGAGUUCGCCGAUCUGCCAGCUGCUUUGCCGUAUCUCUCCGUGGUGCUCAAGAGACAGGACGGAAACCUGGAUAGCGCAGGCCAUCAACUCCAGGCAUCGCUGGGUAUGGCAAAGACGGGCAACAUUCUCGAGGUGAUGUGCGGAUCGGUUGACAUUCCUUUGACCAACCUCGCCUCCGGAAAGGACCAUGAAGAGUGGUUCCAAAUAUACGACAGCCAGCAGCAGUCGAUCGGCUCCUUGUUCGCAAAGGUCCGCCAUGAGGAACUCGCUGUGCUCCGGGCCAGGGAGUAUAAUCCCCUGUCAGACCUGCUCCAUAACUUCAGCUCGGGGCUCACCGUGCAGAUCUCAAGCGCUCUCCCAGGGAACCUCCGUCGCCUAGCUGAGAUAUUUCUCAACAUUUUCCAAGUGUCAGGCACCACCAGCGAAUGGCUCAUGACUUUGGUCGAGGACGAAAUUGAUGGCAUCGGCAAUCAGGGCUCCAUGAAGAAGCUUCGCUUCGGCAGACGUCUCAAGUCAAACGAGUCGUUCGAGUCGGCCAGUGACAGAGAGCAACUGGUGCGCGAUAUGAGUAAAUCACUCGCUGGCGAGGCGAACCUGCUGUUCCGUGGUAACUCGCUGCUAACGCAAGCGCUGGAAUUCCACAUGCGUCGUCUGGGCAAUGAAUUCCUCAUCGAGGUCUUGCGCGAGAAGAUCUUUGAGAUCAAUGAGAUCAACGCGAACUGCGAGGUGGACCCAGGAAAACUUCAAUCUGGAGAGGACUUGCAAACACACUGGAGGCAGCUAAUACAGUAUACCACGGAGAUCUGGGAGUGCAUAGCUACCUCGACUUCCAAGUUUCCCUCGGAGCUGAGACAGAUUUUGAAGUAUGUCCGAGCAGUUGCUGAGGAUCGGUACGGUGACUUCUUGCGCACGGUAUCCUACACCAGCGUCUCGGGGUUCCUCUUCCUCCGGUUCAUCUGUCCUGCGAUACUGAACCCCAAGUUGAACGGUCUAUUGCGGGAUCUCCCCCGGCCACGGGCGCAGAGAACGCUCACUCUCAUCGCCAAGGGGCUGCAAGCCAUGGCUAAUCUCUCAACCAUUGGCAGGAAAGAGACUUGGCUUGAACCGAUGAAUAAGUUCAUCGCCUCUCAUCGCCAGUCGGUGAAGGACUUUAUCGAUGCCAUCUGCUCAGUUCCAGCAGAGAGGUCGAACCCCAUCCUCCCCCCGUCGUAUUCGACGCCCAACACUAUUGCUUCUCGUCUGCCUACCACUGGCCGAGAAGGACUCCCCUCACUCCCGUAUCUCAUCGACAUGUCCCGCAACUUUGCCGCUCUAAUCAAGCUGUGGACGGACGCUCAACGAUCAUCGGAGACGGGAUCGCCCCCCAGGGGAAGUUCAGGAAAUUCCAGAAGGGAGGACCUCGAAGGCGAGUUGCUUAGGUUCGAUCAAGAGUGUUCGGCCCUAUCAAAACGGUCGGAUGAGUGUUCUGCCCGCGUGGAUGGCCUACGGCUUGCCGAGACCGCUUCGCAUGCAGAUGACCCCUACCUAGACGCUGCCAUGGACGACGGCCUGCUUCUCGGCGGCAGUCGCAGUGCCAGUCGGGAUCGUUGGGGCCGGCAGAUCAGCUAUGGCUCCGACGUGUCUUCGACGGCGCUCGGGUCGGCAUCCUCAGGCGGUCAGUCCUUGACAUCGCUGGGACAUAAUACAAUCCGUGGCCUGCGCAACGGGAAGCAGGCUAGGAAAUUCUUGAGCGGCCUGAUCAAGAAGUCACGGACGGCGAGUCCGGACGCGGGGGGAAAGGAUCGGGACGUCAAGGACCAGCGACAUCAUUCAAGUCAGUAUCAUCAACAAUAUAAGGAAAAGCCCGAUCGGGGUCGUGAUGGACAUCGGGAUAGGGAUUACGAAAGGAUCAGGAACGGGAUUCGAGAUACCAGUGCAAGCAGCAAGGCCUCGAGGAACUUUGGCUUCUAG
Messenger RNA from Pyricularia oryzae 70-15, 3330 nucleotides. Its product is annotated as GTPase activating protein. The transcript has 2 exons. Gene Ontology annotation, biological process: regulation of GTPase activity. The coding region runs from base 1 to 3330 and encodes 1109 amino acids. The record is from RefSeq and is a predicted model, not a curated record. NCBI's taxonomy places the organism in Eukaryota, Fungi, Ascomycota, Sordariomycetes, Magnaporthales, Pyriculariaceae.